Messenger RNA from Aureobasidium subglaciale EXF-2481, 1404 nucleotides. RefSeq lists its product as uncharacterized. The record is from RefSeq and is a predicted model, not a curated record. The transcript has a single exon. The coding region runs from base 1 to 1404 and encodes 467 amino acids. NCBI's taxonomy places the organism in Eukaryota, Fungi, Ascomycota, Dothideomycetes, Dothideales, Saccotheciaceae.
AUGCCUUCACACCGCCGCGCAAGAACCUACGCCGACCUCCUUCCCUUCGAAGUUAGCCAGCUAGCAUCAGUCCUCUGCCAUGGGCCACCCGUUGGCACUCCUCGAGAUAGUGCUGUGUGGACGACUUAUGUAUCCCACACAACUGAGCGUACAGCUCUGCUCGGGCCUAAGCUCAGAGCUACUGCUUCACUUCCGUCUUUUGUGCCCUGGUCCAUCAACCAUGGCUUAUGCACUAUACAUCGUCGUCUCAACGCAAAGCCAUUGGAAGACAUGUUCGCAGCUUUGAAAUACGAAGUGGAAUGCAGAGCUCGGAGAGUUUGGCAACCUGUAGCUCUGGCUGGCGGUCUUUCGGCGUCACAGACCGAGCAACUCGCAUUGAUGGACGAGGUACAGUCACUCUGGCUACCUCCCUCUGUAUUCAUGGAUAAGUUCGACCGCUUGCCUACUCCAAAGUAUGGAUAUCAAAGUGAUGGCUGUGUCGCUUGUAUCAUGGCAAGAAUGGGAGGCAAUAUGGAGAUUGCCAUGGCUUUGGGUGCACUGCUGUUAGGAUCGAUGCGCAGACCUGACAUGCUGAGUACCCGCGUUUGUUUUUGCCGCGAGUGGGUGCGCUACACCAUCGAAGGUGACGUUGAUUGUGUUGACGCUGCUCUUGCCGAGAUGGGGAAGAUGGGAACAAGAUUCCGACAAGCGAGAAGAUGGGCACGUCAGCGAAGCGAAGCUACCGGGGAGCAUCAAGAAAGAAGUCUCGGGCUCGGGGGCACGCCAUACGUCCAACCCACAAGAAUCUCGAGCCGGCAGAAGACUGCCACAGUGAAAGAGCAAAACCAUGCCGGAACAGAUGAAUCGCUGAGUCAUGCUCAAGGGCAUCAAGGGCAACAGGCAUGCCCUUUACAACAACAGGCGUCAUCAUCCGAGCGCCAUUCACUCAAUCGACCAUCACCUGAACCUCUGUUCCAUGUUCUUCCACCUGAACAGUACUCACCUGAACAAUAUUACUCUGCAAACAGUCAAGCCAGCACACCUCUACCAUCAUCACCAACAUCUCGCUACUCCGAGUACGCCACAAACCCAUUUCUGGACGGUAGUUGCUCGCCUUCGCCUGUCGAAGACAUCCGCGGGCCUCCAGACCUACCAUUCCGCCUAUUCGAACGCCGUCGUGUCAACGGCCACAGCAGCUCACCCAAGGACGCUGUACCGUGGCCAAAUAGCACCUCUAGAGCUACUCCUGUGUUCAAACGGCCCACUGCAGACAAGUUCAAGGACGAGCUUAGCCCGGUGCCUAUUCUGGCAAAACUUGAGAAUGAGAGAGGUGUUGGUGCUCUCUGGAAGAGGCGGGUAGAGCGUGCGAUGGUGGAGGGAGGGAGGAGUAUCAGAUCGCUAGGUGGGAACAGAGAUGUCGACUGA